This is a messenger RNA of Salvelinus fontinalis (brook trout), 4335 nucleotides long. Its product is annotated as polyunsaturated fatty acid 5-lipoxygenase-like. The record is from RefSeq and is a predicted model, not a curated record. Bases 498 to 2522 code for a protein of 674 amino acids. NCBI's taxonomy places the organism in Eukaryota, Metazoa, Chordata, Actinopteri, Salmoniformes, Salmonidae. Gene Ontology annotation, molecular function: iron ion binding; arachidonate 5-lipoxygenase activity; protein binding. Gene Ontology annotation, cellular component: nuclear envelope. Gene Ontology annotation, biological process: lipid oxidation; linoleic acid metabolic process. The transcript is spliced from 14 exons.
AAUGUAGAAAAUAGUAAAAAAUAAAGUAAAACUCUUGAAUGAGUAACACAAACAAAGCUGUAACACAACAAAAUGUGGAAUACUUCCUGAAUGCACUGUAUAUUGGUAUUGUCAUAAACAUUGAGAGGGUGAAAGAGGGAUCUGGCCGUUCCUUCAGGCAUGAUAAGAGGGUGGUUUCAAACACUCAAUCAAACAGUACAUCAGCCAGUGUGAAACAUUAUCCAAUGCCUCUGCAUCCUCUAGCUAGCUGUUUAACAGCAUUUGCAUUACAUGUGUUGUGUCAGUAUUUAAGGGGGUGUUUAUGAGAGAGUGAGCUAGAGAUAGAGGGAGGGAGGAGCGAGAAAGAGAGACCGAGAGUUGGAGAUCUAGAAAGGGGAAAUCUAAUUUUGUCCAGACUCUGAGUCAACAACUGACACACUUGUAGGAGGCUAUCAUAUCUGCCUGCAGACAACCAGUGGAUAUCAGUUCUCCUGUCCAUUGUGUGUGUGUGUACCACCAUGCCAUCCUACACAGUGACGGUGGCUACAGGAAGCCAGUGGUUUGCAGGGACUGAUGACUACAUCUAUAUCACCCUGGUGGGAACAGAGGGAUGCAGUGAGAGGACUUUACUGGACAAACCGCUCUACAACGACUUCGAGAGAGGGGCGGUGGACUCGUAUGAUGUGACGGUGGGGGAGAACCUGGGGGAGAUGGAGCUGGUGAAGAUAGAGAAGAAGAAGUACUGGGUUCAUGAUGACUGGUACUGUAAGUACAUCACAGUGAAGACUCCCUCUGGAGACUACGUAGAGUUCCCCUGCUUCCACUGGCUGGUGGACGACAAGGAGGUGGUCCUCAGGAACGGCAAAGCACUGCUGCCAAAGGAUGACAAGACCAGACUGGUGAAGCAACACCGACACAAAGAGCUGGAGAGCAGACGGAAAACCUACAGAUGGAGGGAGUGGCAGCCUGGAAUUCCUAUGAGUAUAGAUGCCAACACUCACAAGGAGCUUCCCAGAGACAUCCAGUUUGAUAGCGAGAAAGGAGUGGACUUCAUACUCAACUACAGUAAGGCGAUAGAGAACCUCUGUGUGAACCAGUUCAUGCACAUGUUCCAGUCCUCCUGGAAUGACUUUGCUGACUUUGAGCGGAUCUUCGUCAGGAUCAAAAACACCAUCUCAGAGUAUGUGAUGCAGCACUGGAAAGAAGACUUUAUGUUUGGUUACCAGUACCUGAACGGCUGUAACCCAGUGAUGAUCCAGAAGUGCACCAAGCUGCCAGAGAAGUUCCCCGUUACACAUGAAAUGGUGGCAGAUUGUCUGGAGAGAGAGAUGACUCUGGAGGAGGAGAUUGAGGCAGGUAACAUCUACAUAGCAGACUAUGAGUUGAUGGAAGACAUCAGUCCCAACAGUACAGACCCCUGUACUCUACAGUACCUGGCUGCUCCUAUCUGUUUGCUGUACAACAACAGCCAGAGCAAGAUCCUGCCUCUGGCCAUACAGCUGGGUCAGACUCCAGGGAAGGACAACCCUAUCUUCCUGCCCAGUGAUGGUCAGUAUGACUGGAUGCUAGCUAAGAUCUGGGUCCGCUCCUCUGACUUCCACAUCCACCAGACAGUCACACACCUGCUGAGGACUCACCUGGUCUCUGAGGUGUUUGGAGUGGCCAUGUUCAGACAGCUGCCUGCUGUACACCCUGCUUAUAAGUUGCUCCUUCCUCACAUUCGUUUCACCAUCGCCAUCAACACCAAGGCCAGAGAGCAGCUCAUCUGUGAGUUUGGCAUCUUCGAUAAGGCCAAUGGUACAGGAGGUGGAGGUCAUGUAGAGAUGAUCCAGAAGGCUAUGAGGUCACUGACCUUCAGGUCUCUGUGUUUCCCUGAUGCCAUUAAGGCCCGCGGGGUGGACAGCCCUGAGGACCUACCCUACUACUACUACAGAGACGACGGGAACCGGGUCUGGGAUGUCACCAAGAGUUUUGUGUGGGAUGUGGUGUGUAUCUACUACGACAGUGAUGACACAGUACAGAAGGAUGAGGAGAUACAGGCGUUUGUUAAAGAUGUCUGCAGCUUUGGGAUGCAGGACUUUGACUGCUGUGGGUUUCCCAAGUCCCUGAAGACACGCGAGGAGCUCACAGAGUAUCUGACUGUCAUCAUCUUCACUUCCUCUGCACACCACGCUGCUGUCAACUUUGGACAGUAUGACUGGUGCUCGUGGAUCCCCAAUGCACCCCCCACCAUGCGUAAGCCCCCUCCCAGACAGAAGGGGGUGGUAGAUGUGAAGUUCAUCAUCCAGAGUCUCCCUGACCGCGGCCGGUCCUGCUGGCACCUAGGGGCCGUCUGGGCCCUCAGUCAGUUCCAGGAGAAUGAGCUCUUCCUGGGGAUGUACCCAGAUGAGCACUUCAUAGAGAAGCCGGUGAAGGAGGCCAUGGAGUCGUUCAGGAAGAGACUGGCAGAGGUCAGCAGUGUCAUCAAAAUUCGUAACGAAGGCAAGAAACUACCCUACUACUACUUCUCUCCCGACCGCAUCCCUAACAGUGUGGCUGUCUGAGAAAGGAAUGAAGGGGAGAGAGCAAGGAAGGGAACAAGGAGGAGGGAUAGCUAUAUUGUCUGAUAUACACAGAGUGUACAAAACAUUAGGAACACCUGCUCUUUCCAUGACAAGCUGACCAGGUGAAAGCUAUAAUCCCUUAUUGAUGUCACUUGUUAAAUCCACUUCAAUCAGUGCAGAUGAAGGGGAGGAGACAGGUUAAAGAAGGAUUUUUAAGCCUUGAGACAAUUGAGGCAUGGAUAUGUGUGCCAUUCAGAGGGUAAAUGGGCAAGACAAAAUAUUUAAGUGCCUUUGAACAGUGUGUGGUUUGCAUCAAGAACUGCAAUGCUGCUGAGUUUUUCUCACUCAACAGCUUCCCGUGUGUAUCAAGAAUAAUCCACCACCCAAAGGACAUCCAGCCAACUUGACACAACUGUGGGAAGCAUUGGCGUCAACAUGGGCCAGCAUCCCUGUGGAAAGCUUUCGACCCCUUGUAGAAUCCCAACCAGGUCUCAGAGCAUUUCAUAUUAUUCUGUAUGUAACCUCAAGACACUCCAUUUAGAAUGAUACGUUUGGUAUGGUUACAUUAGAAAGAUGGUUACUUAAGUAUUUUUUUAAUUAACUAGGCAAGUCAGUUAACCCUUUUAGAUACCCUUCCCCUAACCCUAACCCUUUUAGAUACCCUUCCCCUAACCCUAACCCUAACCCUUUUAGAUACCCUUCCCCUAACCCUAACCCUAACCCUUUUAGAUACCCUUCCCCUAACCCUAACCCUUUUAGAUACCCUUCCCCUAACCCUUUAACCUAACUCCUAAACUUAACCCCUAGCCUAGCUAACAUUAGCCACCUAGCUAAAAUUCGUAACAUAUACAUUUUUCAAAUAUGAAACAUAUUGUACUUUUUGCAAAUUCAUAAUGCAAAUUAUAAUUCAUAACAUAUCAUAAAAAAUGUGAUUGGAUUUACAUACAGAAUAAUACAAAAUGCUCUGAGACUAGAUUAAGAGCCCAUGCCCCGACGAAUUGAGGCUGUUCUGAGGGCAAAAGGGGGUGCAACUAAAUAUUAGGAAGGUGUUCCCAAUGUUUUGUAUACUCAGUGUGUUGUUUCUUACAUACUGUGAUUUAAGUAUCGUUUGCUAUGAUAAGCACAUACCCACUGAUGCCAUUCAACUUUUUUGCUAACUAUUUUUACAGAUAGUCCCACAUUUGAAUAAUGUGGAUUUAUCUAUUAAACUUCAUUGGUGUACAUUUCAAAUGUCAAAUAAAAAUGCUCAAAAUGUUAUUUUCUAUUUCUCCCUAUAGUAGUGUAAAACUGUUGGUGACAAUGAAAAUAUAAGCAUAUCCAGUAGCAUAUCCAGAAGACAUUUAGGUUUUCAUUUUUAUUUGGUUGGUUUUUCAUUCUACAUACUUUGUUCAAACAUUUGGGAAUUAAACAAAUGAAAAAAUUUUAAAAAACAAGUACUUAAAAAAAAUAUAUUUACAGUUACCAUUCACAAGUAAACUCAGACAAACGUGUGGAAUGAUAUCUGAAGGAGGGAAACAGUCUUGUUUGUUCAAGUCGAGUCCGUAGUAAAGCACUGUAGUUUUAUGCAAGUAACACUUUCUCAGCACAACAAGAGUUAUUAUGAGGGGGGAUGGAAUGGCUGCCUAUGUCAUGUUCUGCAGAAGAGCUGUGUUUUCUUUUACAUUUGAAAUGACUUUGAAAGAACACACAGACCUCUGACAGGGUCAUCCCCAAAAUAAAAUGUAAUGUUAUACAAUAUGGCUUAGGGUUGCAAAAUGUUGCUGACUUUCCCAAAAUUCUCAGGUUUUCAAGAAAUCCGGGAAUCUUUCAUCUG